CCUGACGCCUGGCUGGGUUUCCAGGGGAGAUGUUACUACUUCUCCAGCAACGAGAGCGAUUGGGACUCCAGCAGGGCCAACUGCGAGUCCAUGGGCGCCUCGUUGGCUUCCAUCCACAGCCCGGAUGAGCUG
Molecule: messenger RNA, 132 nt
Organism: Tinamus guttatus (white-throated tinamou)
Lineage: Eukaryota; Metazoa; Chordata; Aves; Tinamiformes; Tinamidae
Source: RefSeq, a predicted model, not a curated record